Molecule: messenger RNA, 1125 nt
Organism: Phytophthora sojae
Lineage: Eukaryota; Oomycota; Peronosporomycetes; Peronosporales; Peronosporaceae
Exons: 1
Source: RefSeq, a predicted model, not a curated record
GGCACUUGCAAGUGUAGCGUCGGGUUUACAGGCGAAGGUUGCAACAAUCGCGUCGUUUGCUGCUCUGACCCCGAUCGGUGUCACCAUUCCGUGUGUGACAUGGACCCCGCAGAUGUGAUCGUUGUGUCCGGAGAGUUCGGUGACGACAUCCAAGGAACCGGCCAACUGAUGAAUGCAGGUGAAAAGGGAACAGCCUCAAAGGCGGUCAAGACGCUUUCUCGCGCUGUGGCGUUGAGUAGCCGUGGAUGUGCAAUUCUCAUCCAUCCUGGGGAAUAUUCUGGCUCAUCAAACCGUGACCUGGAAAUCAGUUCGUCAAAUUUGACAUUUACUACGCUGAAAGGGCCGUUUUGGACUAGUGUCGACUGUGAAGAGCUGUCACGGUUUAUUCAGAGCGCCUCCUCGAUUUUAGUAGUGGAGGGGCUAACGCUACAGAACUGUAUCGCGGGAGAUGGGGGAGUUUUUAGUGCCACUGAUGGGCAUUUUACAGCCAGAAAUAUGCUCAUAACUAACUCCAAAGCGGUGGGGAGGGGUGGUGCGCUGUAUACAAGUGGCAGCAAUGUCUCUCUGGACCAAGUGCGGAUAGAACAAAGCUCAGCUGGUACUGAAGGAGGGGCGCUGCAUUUCGAGGGUUCGAAUGUCACGAUGAUUUCCUCCAACGUGACGCAAAGUACUGCUCUUCGGGGUGGAGCGUUAGCUCUGCGCGGAACUAGCUCCCUUUCCACAGACGACACUACCUUUGAGGAGAAUAAUGCAACAGACAUCGGAGGCGCGCUUUACGUUAACGGGGAUGUCUCGCUCGACGGCGUGGUGCUGUUAAGAAAUAGAGCACCGAAUGGUGGUGGAAUUGCAAUGGAUAAUGGGAUUCUCACGAUGGAAAACUGCGUCGUUGAGAACAACAGUGCCGUGGUAACUGGUGGAGGACUGUUGCUAGGAGGCAAGUCUACAGUGACCGCCACUGCCACCUCCAUCCACAUCAAUGAUGCUGGUACCAGCGGGGGAGGGGUAUACGCUUCAGGCACCAUCAACAUUACUUUCGACAAGCAAGCCACUGGCCCUUCUUCAGUUCUGGGCAACACGGCAUGUAAGUAUUUCCUUUUGUUUCAUAUUUCGACGUAUGUUCACUAA